AUGAGCUUCGGUCGCCCACCCGGCUUCAGCAUGUCCACGGUCUUACCGCCGGACCGUGGCUCCUUCCCGCUUGAUCACGAGGGGGAAUGCAAGCAGGUCAUGACCGAGUAUAUGCGAUGCAUGAAGGAGAAUCGUCAGGACAACGGGAAAUGUAGACACCUCAGUAGAAGGUAUUUGGAGUGUAGGAUGGAGAAAGGACUAAUGGAGAAGGACGAGAUGAAAAAUCUGGGCUUCCAAGGGAACGAGGAACCUGCUAGCGUCAAGGCGGCGCAGGCAGCUGCGCAGGCAUCGGCGGCAUCGUCCGGAUCGUACUCAUCACAGACGCCA
Molecule: messenger RNA, 327 nt
Organism: Jaminaea rosea
Lineage: Eukaryota; Fungi; Basidiomycota; Exobasidiomycetes; Microstromatales
Exons: 2
Biological process (GO): mitochondrial respiratory chain complex IV assembly
Cellular component (GO): mitochondrial intermembrane space
Source: RefSeq, a predicted model, not a curated record